This is a messenger RNA of Xylaria bambusicola, 1442 nucleotides long. Its product is annotated as WD40-repeat-containing domain protein. Gene Ontology annotation, cellular component: nuclear pore. The record is from RefSeq and is a predicted model, not a curated record. Gene Ontology annotation, biological process: RNA export from nucleus; transcription-dependent tethering of RNA polymerase II gene DNA at nuclear periphery. Lineage: Eukaryota; Fungi; Ascomycota; Sordariomycetes; Xylariales; Xylariaceae. The transcript is spliced from 3 exons. Bases 179 to 1261 code for a protein of 360 amino acids. Gene Ontology annotation, molecular function: RNA binding; ubiquitin binding.
CAGAGGCUGAACAGGGUACGUAUUUGUAAGCUUGGAGUAGGGCCCCUCUAUAUAUUUUUCUCUAUAUAUUCGUAUAUUCAUUCAUUCUGCCCUCUACUUCUCCAGACAUCGUCCCGGUGUAUUUACUCGCUCAAUCCAAUCCAAACUUCAGCAUUUCUUCCUACCCAUCCACACAAAGAUGGGUGCUCUGGGCUCUCUCAACAGCGAUAUCGCACUGCCCUCUGACGGUGAGGAUACUAUCCAGUGUCUCUCAUGGUCACCUUCGACAAAUCAUCUCGCCGCCGCAUCCUGGGAUGGCAAGGUGCGCAUCUACGACGUCGCGUCGACCCAUUCGGUGCGAGGCGUCGCCACCCUCGCCGCUGAAGCGCCCGUCUUCAGCUGUGACUGGGCUAAGGAUGGAAAUGCGGUCGUCGCAGGAGGAGCCGAUAAGGCGAUCCGCAUCUUCGAUGCCUCCACGGGGCAGCAGCACGUGCUCGGCUCGCAUGCGGCGCCUGUGCGAGACGUGCGCUUUGCCGCCGUGCCGGACGCCAACGGCCCCAUUGUCGUCUCUGGGUCCUGGGAUAAGACCGUCAAGUUUUGGGAUGUAAGGGUGCGGCCUGGUAACGCGGUUGCAACCUUGCAGUGCGGCGAGCGCGUCUACUCGCUCGAUACGAAGGCGAACUUGCUGGUUUUUGCGACGGCUGAUAUGCUUAUUCACCUCGUGGAUCUCAAGAAGCCGACAACACUCCUCAAGACUGUGCGCACGCCGCUUAAACAUCAGACCAAGGUCGUUACAGCCUUUCCUGACGGGAAAGGUUGGGCUACGGCCGGCAUUGAAGGUCGAUGUGGGAUUAACGCUGUGGAGAAGGCUGAUGAAAAGAAUAUCAACUUCACAUUCCGCUGCCACCGCGAGACCACAGGCGAGAAGAUGAAGAAUACCGACGUCUUCGCCAUUAACGACGUCAAGUUCCACCCGCUGUAUACGACGACAUUCUUGACAGCUGGGUCUGACGGCACUUUCUCCUUCUGGGACCGUGUUGCGCAUCACCGGUUGCGCGGGUACCCUCCCGUCAUGGCCUCUCCCGGCAACACCACCGAUGCAAGCACACCUCGUUCCGCCGUCACGGCCACUUCGUUUAAUCGCGACGGGAGCCUCUUCGCCUACGCGAUUGGCUACGACUGGAGCCGUGGGUGUGUAGGCAAUACGCCGCGGACGGAGACCAAGAUCAUGUUGCAUGAUGUUACGGAUGAAGAUGCGAAGCCAAAGGGGAUUGGGCAAUAGCCAGGGAGGAUUAGAUGAGGGACCCGCUUGAGUUGUAAUAUGCCGGAAAUGUAUGGGUUUCCGUGUCAAGGCGGAUUAUGAGGCUGAGCGGAAUUUCUUGUUACAUCCCCUGAGAUGUGCUUUAUUUUUGUAGUGGGAAAUGGUUAUGAGUACUUGUUCAGUUGUUCGGAUAUUGGGGCGC